This is a messenger RNA of Mytilus trossulus (common blue mussel), 2549 nucleotides long. Its product is annotated as nose resistant to fluoxetine protein 6-like. Bases 49 to 2277 code for a protein of 742 amino acids. Lineage: Eukaryota; Metazoa; Mollusca; Bivalvia; Mytilida; Mytilidae. The record is from RefSeq and is a predicted model, not a curated record. Gene Ontology annotation, molecular function: acyltransferase activity, transferring groups other than amino-acyl groups. The transcript is spliced from 15 exons.
UCAUUCAUAACAAUAUUUCAUUAAUUAAACAGGAUAAUAUAUUUCAAUAUGUUUCUAUUAUUUAUGUUAGCAUUCUCUGCCGUAUGGAUGCCAAUAGAAGCAUUAAAUGACAAUAAAGGAUAUAUGUCACUAAUGCAUGAUGUACAAAACUUACAUAAGUUAAACGGUUUUAUCAAUAAAAACCCUAAUACACUUUCUAAAAUAACAGACUUACUUGCUGUAAGCACAAAUCUUAGAAAUCUUAUCAGCGAGCAAAAUCCUUUUCGAUCUCUCGAAAGUUUCCCUUUAGAAAACGUAACAUCUGAUGUGACUACAGACACAGAAUCUCUGGCUUCGACCACACCACCUCCAUCGCUACCCGUGUCCAACAUAUGCAUCAAUCAUGUCAAAGGUAUUAUCCAAGGAUUGGCCGACAAACAGCAAUGGGCAUUAAGAAUGAUUGAUGCUGCAGGGAAACCACCGGCCGAUAUACUCGGAGGAGGACUUAUAUGGCUCGGGGAUUAUGAUGAAUGUCUUUCAAUCCAAGAUGCGACUGUCAGUAUUAACACAACAUCAUACAGUAUCAGUGGACAGUACUGUAUAGCCAGUCUACCGUUAAAAAUCCCACCAACCAUGUUUUCUUCGGUUCCCUCAGUUAGCGUUGGGUUGUGUUUACCUGAUAGCUGUUCAGAUACUGAUGCCAGCAAUUUGAUCAACUCGGUUAUAAGCUUUGUAUCCAACAGUUCUACACAAGCAGUUGUCAGUUGUAAACAUCCAAACAAAUCAUAUGAUACCAGAGCAAUAAUUGUGCUUGCAGUCAUAGCCUGUUUUAUUGUGAUCAUGGUUGCUGGAACAAUUUACGAUGUAAUAAUAGUUCAGCUACCAAAGUGGCAAAGACAAGCGAUGCUUUCUGAACUCAAUGGUGAUUUGGUUGUUGAGGCCAGUGAAAAAGCACCACUGAUAGGACAAAAUAAACAGAUUAUUGUCGAAGAAACUUCGGAUCCAGGUAUUUUCGGGAAAAUAAUAUUAGCGUUUUCCAUAUACACGAACGGAGCUAAAAUUCUGAAUACAGAUCAAAGUGCUGGAUCAUUGACAGCGAUAAAUGGUAUUCGAUUUCUAUCGAUGUCAUGGGUAAUUCUUGGUCACAGCUAUGCUUUCGGGCUUCCAUUAGAUGAUAAUGUGCUCACUUUCCUUCCUCGCAUGCUGAACAGGGUAACUUUCAUGGCUAUUGCUAAUGCCUUCGUCUCUGUGGACACAUUUUUUACUCUCAGCGGAAUUUUGUUGACAUAUUUAAUAAUGAAAGAGUUGAAGAAAAAUGACGGAAAGAUGAACUGGGGAAUGUUUUAUUUCCAUCGAUUUUGGAGACUAACGCCACCCUAUAUGUUAAUAUUCAUGGUAUAUAUUGCACUGUUUCCAUAUAUCGGCAGUGGUCCUGUGUGGCCUGAGGAUGGGCUUGAACCUCAUUACUGUAAACACGGCUGGUAUUAUAAUCUCUUCUAUAUCAACAACUUUGUUGAUGACCCAGACCAAUCAUGCUUUGGAUGGGCUUGGUAUUUAGCUAAUGACAUGCAGUUCUUCGUUAUCAGUCCCUUAAUAAUUCUACCUAUGUUUCACUUCCAUAUUGCUGGGGUAAUUGUAAUUUUGGCUUUUCUAUUGGGAACAUGGACUGCCACCGGUAUAAUGACUACACAUUGGGAAAUACCUUUAUCGGCAUUUGACGGGGGAAUAAACUUCAUGAAACUUUACGUCAAGCCAUACUUCAGAAUGGGUCCAUUUUUAGUUGGAAUGUAUACUGGUUAUUUACUGUAUAGAACUAAUUUUAAACAUCGAAUGUCUAAAGUAGCAGCCUUCUUUGGAUGGGUAGUUGCAGCUGUAGUGGCAUGUCUUGUAUUGUAUGGACAAUUCGACGAUCUUAAUGGUAACCGUGUAUCGCAAGAGGUUUCCUCUCUGUAUAAUGCAGUACAUAGAACAUUAUGGGGAGCUUGUGUAUGUUGGGUUGUAUUCUCAUGUGCAAAUGGUUAUGGAGGUUAUAUAAAUACAGUUUUGUCAUGGAAAGGCUUUAUACCAUUAAGUCGACUAACCUAUUGUACAUACCUCGUGCAUCCAAUUGUUAUCUAUUAUAACCAAUACACCAAACAACGAUUGAUGCAUCUUACAGAUAUAGAUGUCAUAUAUCAAUUCAUUGGAAACUUAGUAGUAUCAAUGAUGGUAGCAUUUGUAGCGAGUUUAGCAUUUGAAUCACCUAUGAUGGGACUUGAGAAGGUUAUCUUUAAAAAACAAGAAAAGAAACGGCGAUAGAUAAUUUAAAUGAAAAUGUGCUCAGGAUUGACAGUUGUAUUGUUUUACUGACGAAAUGCAAUAUCUCAUUUCGGUUGGUGUAACGGCUACAGAUCUGAUGGGACAUACCGCCCCUGUUACAGUUGUAUUAUUUUUACAUAGUAAACAUUGCAUUGGUAUUAUAUAAAUGUGAUAGUAAAGUAAUAUUGUAUCAACAAGUAUUAGUUUGACUUUCAAUGACGUUUCAAUCGUAGUGAAUGGGAUAAUUUAUUUUAUCAUUAAAGUUUAUUCUU